Molecule: messenger RNA, 1295 nt
Organism: Dromaius novaehollandiae (emu)
Lineage: Eukaryota; Metazoa; Chordata; Aves; Casuariiformes; Dromaiidae
Gene: TPM4
Product: tropomyosin 4
Exons: 9
Coding region: 43-897 (284 amino acids)
Biological process (GO): muscle contraction; actin filament organization
Cellular component (GO): actin filament
Molecular function (GO): actin filament binding
Source: RefSeq, a predicted model, not a curated record
UCUUCCAGUUGUGCAACAGACACAACCUGUCCUUGAGCAAAAAUGGAAGCGAUCAAGAAAAAGAUGCAGAUGCUGAAGUUAGACAAGGAGAAUGCAAUUGAUAGAGCAGAGCAGGCUGAAGCGGAUAAGAAGGCAGCUGAGGACAAAUGCAAACAGGUAGAGGAUGAGCUGGUAGCCCUGCAGAAGAAGUUGAAAGGAACCGAAGAUGAACUGGAUAAGUACUCGGAGGCUCUCAAAGAUGCGCAAGAAAAACUAGAGCAGGCUGAAAAGAAGGCAACUGAUGCUGAAGGUGAGGUGGCAGCUCUGAACAGACGUAUCCAACUGGUGGAAGAGGAGUUGGAUCGUGCCCAGGAACGGCUGGCUACAGCCUUGCAGAAACUGGAGGAGGCUGAAAAAGCAGCCGAUGAGAGCGAGAGAGGAAUGAAGGUUAUUGAGAACAGAGCAAUGAAAGAUGAAGAAAAAAUGGAGAUUCAGGAGAUGCAACUGAAGGAGGCUAAGCAUAUCGCUGAAGAAGCUGACCGCAAAUAUGAAGAGGUUGCCCGUAAACUGGUUAUUUUGGAGGGUGAACUGGAAAGAGCUGAAGAGCGUGCAGAGGUGUCAGAAGUUAAAUGUAGUGACCUUGAAGAGGAAUUAAAGAAUGUCACUAACAACCUGAAGUCCCUGGAAGCCCAAUCUGAAAAGUACUCGGAAAAAGAAGAUAAAUACGAAGAAGAAAUCAAGCUUCUGUCUGACAAGCUUAAAGAAGCUGAAACACGUGCUGAAUUUGCGGAGAGAACAGUUGCAAAACUGGAAAAGUCUAUUGAUGACCUGGAAGAAAAACUUGCUCAGGCAAAAGAAGAGAAUUUGGGGUUGCAUCAGACACUGGAUCAGACGCUAAAUGAACUAAACUGUAUAUGAAAUUGAGAAGAACGCUCAGGGGCCAGCAGAAACUUAAACAUGUAUCUGUAUUUACCGUUUCAUCCCUCUCUCUUUCUGUAUCCUGGAAAAAAAAAUUAAGUUAUGAACAGUACCCAGAUAGUUAAGGUUAGCGCUUUGGGCCUGACUCGGCCACAGCCUCGCGGAGCCGCAGCAGCAGGAGCCACGUCCCACUCGCGCUGCCGGCCCGGCACCAGCAGCUGCUGGCGCCCCUCGGCUGGGUAUUUAUUAACGGGCAGGACGCCGGAGAGCGGCCGGUGCUCGUCCCCCAAGGGUUGACCUGGCCUUUUCUAUAUAAAUCACCGUACGUUGUAUCCAAGAACUGUUACCCGCCAACGCGACUGUUACUGACAUUUUCACAUUAAACGGCUUCACCCCGA